AAAAUUUACAUUGGCAUACCAACUAGACCCAGAUCCAAAGUUGCAGACUUUUCAACCAUUUUCAAAGUCAUUUUACCCACACACACAACACUACUAAAAAGGAUUAUGUAGAAGACUAAUUAAUGUUUCUUAAAAUACUAUUUCUUUAUUGUGCGUUAGAAAGAUAUGAGAGCUGAGAGAGGAAGCAAGCAGAGGAGAGGAUAGACAAAAGAGAAAAGGGACAUUUACCAGACAAGAGUUCUUUCUUCUCUGCCCCUUGCUUCUUUCUCUCUCUCUCUCUCUUUCCUAGUUUCUUUUGAGAAGAUUUAGAAGAAGGGGAAAGCUACAAAAAAACUUCAGACUCGAGUUUCUUUUGGAUCAUGCAGGUAAGAGUUUUUUUUUUUAGGCUACAGAGCAAUCAUGCUACUUUGCGCCUUUUCCCAAAAUCUUAUCCAUCUAUCUCGGUAAGGAAAGUAAUGUUGGAAAAAUGGUGAAGAAAGGAAGUUGGUUUUCUGCAAUCAAAAGGGUUUUUAGUCCACAUUCCAAAGAGAAGCUUGGCAGUGAAACACAGAUAAAGAGUGGAAAAGAAAAAAGGAAGAAAGGUUUUGGGAAGCGAGAGCCUAGUAGUAUUGAAAAGAUCUUGGGCGAGGCUGCAAGGGAUCAUAAUCUUGUUUUCAGGCCUCCUACUCCUGAGAGACCAAAUCCAUUCUCAGUCUCUCCUCCUCUGAGGCCUGCUUCUCCAAGAGUUGCCUCACCACGAGCUGCUUCUCCAAAGCCACCUUCUCCUAGAGCUGAAGUUCCAAGAUCCCUUUCGCCAAAGCCACCUUCUCCUAGAGCUGAAGUUCCAAGAUCUCUUUCGCCAAAACCCCUUGAUCGAUCAAAGCCAGCAUCAGCCUCUGUCAAUGCUCAUCCUCAAAGGCCUGCUUCUACUCGAGUUCCUUCUCAGAGAAUUACCCCUCCCAGUGUUCCUUCUCCAAGACCAAGUUCACCAAGAGGUGGUGCCUCCACACAAGCCGUCUCUUCAAAGUCACCUUCUCCUAGAGUAGAGCCACCAACAUUGGACACUCCAAGACCUCCUUCGCCAAAGCCUCCUUCCCCAAGAGCAGACCCACCAAGAUUGGAUGUUCCAAGACCUACCACGCCUAGGCCACCUUCUCCAAGAGCAGAAGCACCAAGAUUGGAUGCUCCACGACCCACUACGCCUAAGCCACCUUCUCCAAGAGCAGAGCCACCAAGAUUAGAAGCUCCAAGACCCACUACGCCUAAGCCACCUUCUCCAAGAUCAGACCCACCAAGAAUAGAUGCUCCAAGACCCACUACGCCUAAGCUCCCUUCUCCAAGAGCGGUUUCGCCUAGAACUGUUCAGCGACGGGAGAUUGUGCAUAGACCAGAGCCAACACUUUCGGUCCAACAUGCUUCUGCAACAAAGAUUCAAGGAGCUUUCAGAGGUUUCAUGGCAAGGAAGAGUUUCAGAGCUCUUAAAGGUCUAGUCAGGCUUCAAGGAGUGGUGAGAGGAUACAGUGUGAAGCGGCAGACGAUAAAUGCAAUGAAGUACAUGCAGCAAGUGGUCCGUGUUCAAUCCCAGAUCCAGUCACGUCGCAUCAAAAUGUUGGAAAACCAAGCUCAGGUAGAGAAAGAUGAAGCCAAAUGGGCUGCAACUGAAGCUGGUAAUGAUAAUUGGGAUGACAGUGUGCUGACAAAAGAGGAAAGGGAUGCAAGAUCACUGAGAAAAACUGAGGCUAUCAUCAAGAGAGAAAGAUCCAUGGCCUAUGCAUAUUCUCGCAAGUUGUGGAAAAACAGUCCCAAGUCUACUCAGGAGAAUCGUUCUUCAGGUGGGUUCCCUCAAUGGUGGAACUGGGCGGACCGGCAGAAUCCUCUUGCUAGUCCUGCACCGAGCUAUAACCAACAAUUAAGAGAUUUCAGGCUAACACCAUCAAGACUCUGUCCAAGUCCUCUGUCUCAGUCAAGCAAAAAACACCAUACAAGACUUGACAACCACUUUGACAAUUCAACACCCAGGUCGUCGAGAUCUACACUGCUCACUCCAUCCAGACACAUCCACAGUGGUACAUCAAGAUACUCGAGUGGAAGACUAAUAAGAGGUCAAGAUUCUCCAUUCAAGGAUGAUGACAGCCUCACAAGCUGCCCUCCGUUCCCGAGUUACAUGGCUCCAACAGUCUCUGCAAAGGCAAAAGUUAGACCAAACAGCAAUCCAAAGGAGAGAGUGAUGGGUACACCUAUCAGCGAGAAGAGGAGAAUGUCGUUUCCCCCUACACAACAGCAAGGUCUCGAUACGUUUAGAUGGAACAAAGGGUCAUUGGUCAUGAGCAACAGCAGCAGCCAAAGGGGUCCUGGUUCACCUGGAGGUGUGGUUCUUGAGAAACACAAGACACUUAAAUCAGUAGGAAAUUUGAGCAUUGGUUCCUCUGCCUCGACAGUUGGGAGAAAGGAAUUUAACAGAUUUGUGUGAUCUCUUUUGAUUUGAACAUUUUUUUUUCCUUAUUUUGUUGCUUUUGCUUCACUUAAGGUUGGUGGUGUUGAUUUUGAGUGUUGUAACAUAAUAAAAAGGUAAAACAAAAACAACAACAGAGGAUUUGGUUUGAAGUAGAACUUUUUAAGACUCAUA
This is a messenger RNA of Camelina sativa (false flax), 2605 nucleotides long. RefSeq names its product protein IQ-DOMAIN 14. The record is from RefSeq and is a predicted model, not a curated record. Lineage: Eukaryota; Viridiplantae; Streptophyta; Magnoliopsida; Brassicales; Brassicaceae. Gene Ontology annotation, molecular function: protein binding.